UAUUACUAUUGUAUUAUGGUAAAUAAAUGUGUUAAAUCUAUCGACAUGAUAUAAAAACAAUGUGAAAAAUAUUGAUAUUAUUUAAUUAAAACUGUGUAUUUAAAAUGUCAGACGAAUCAGAAUAUGAUGUAGAACCAGAAGAGUUUGAUAUUUAUAAACGAAAGUAUCAAUUACUACUAGAUAGAUGUGAAGUUUUACAACAGGAAAAUGAAAGAUUGGUUUAUCGUAUCCAACGAGUUAGAAAAUUACUCAAACGUACAAGAAAGGAAAAAAAAUUUUUAAUUGAUCGUUUGGAUCAACAUGGUGAUCGUUGGAGAGAAGCACCUAUGGGAGUUCUUGAAGAAAAUAAUGUAUUUCAAGUAACACCUAAACCAGAAAAAGGUCCAAAAACUACUACAUAUAAUUCUAAAGAAGAAAAAACUAAAAAAGGAACAAAACGAAAAGGCACUAAGACAGAUCCUAAUGCUCCAAAAAGACCGGCAAAUCCAUUCUUUCAAUUCUGUCAAGAACAAAGACCUCGAGUUAUGGAAAGAUUAGCUGGAGAACCAGAACCAAGCAAACAAGAACUUACUAGACAACUUGCAACUACUUGGAAAUCUCUCAGUUCAGAAGAUAAAAAGGUGUAUUAUGACAUGUACGAACGAUCCAAAGAAAAAUAUGUUGCUGAAAUGCAAAUUUAUAAUAAAAAAUCGGAAGAUACGCCAAACCAUAUGUCUUUAAAUAUAACAUAGUAUUUGUAUUUAAAAUAAAUAUUAUUUGUAAAUACGUAAUUUAUAAUCAUAUAUUUGCACAUAUGUCAAUAUUUAUAUAUAGAAAAUUGAAAUAAAAUUUUAUAAAUAAAACAAAUAGAAAAUUUAAAUGUAGGAAGAAUAUUAGGAAGAAUUUAUAUCGAUUAAAAAAGUUAUGUAACCACCA
Apis mellifera (honey bee) is the source of this 915-nucleotide messenger RNA. Its product is annotated as high mobility group B protein 6. NCBI's taxonomy places the organism in Eukaryota, Metazoa, Arthropoda, Insecta, Hymenoptera, Apidae. Gene Ontology annotation, molecular function: transcription cis-regulatory region binding. The record is from RefSeq and is a predicted model, not a curated record. The coding region runs from base 105 to 731 and encodes 208 amino acids. The transcript has 4 exons.